AUGUCCGACGUCGCCGCGCGACGAUUGGCCGAGGAGCGAAAAAAUUGGCGCAAGGAUCACCCCCCGGGGUUCUUCGCCAGGCCCGAGCGCGCGGCGGACGGCACCGUGGAUUUGUUUCGAUGGAAGUGCGUCGUCCCCGGGGCCAAGGACACGGCGUGGGCGGGAGCGUUCAUCCCGCUCGCGAUGGAGUUCCCGAGGGAGUACCCGGCGAAACCGAUGAAGUGUAAAUUUCCAAAGGGAUUCUAUCAUCCGAACGUGUACCCGAGCGGGACGGUGUGCCUGAGCAUCUUGAACGAGGACGAGGGGUGGCGACCGAGCGUGAGCGUGAAGCAAGUGGCGUUGGGGAUUCAGGAGUUGUUGCACACGCCGAAUGAGAAGUCGCCGGCGCAGAGUGAGGCGUACGUGGCGUAUACGACGGAUCGGGCGAGUUACGAUCGUAGGGUGAGGGAGGAGGUGGCGAAGUAUCCGCCGCCGUCGUGA
Messenger RNA from Ostreococcus tauri, 480 nucleotides. RefSeq names its product Ubiquitin-conjugating enzyme, active site. The transcript has a single exon. Bases 1 to 480 code for a protein of 159 amino acids. Gene Ontology annotation, molecular function: SUMO conjugating enzyme activity. Gene Ontology annotation, biological process: protein sumoylation. Lineage: Eukaryota; Viridiplantae; Chlorophyta; Mamiellophyceae; Mamiellales; Bathycoccaceae. Gene Ontology annotation, cellular component: nucleus. The record is from RefSeq and is a predicted model, not a curated record.